Molecule: messenger RNA, 306 nt
Organism: Enterobius vermicularis (human pinworm)
Lineage: Eukaryota; Metazoa; Nematoda; Chromadorea; Rhabditida; Oxyuridae
Source: the annotation of a GenBank genome assembly
AUGGUAAAAUCUGCUUCAAUCUAUUUAGCAUUUCACAAAGCCACACGAAUUACAGCGGCUGGUGUAAUUGACUGUGCAGUCAAUCUGAAAGUUAGUGCUGUGGUCAGUAAAGACAAGAAGGAUACGUUACUUUUUUACUUGAAAGUUGAAGAUCUUGUUUUGGGGAUUCCGAAAAGUACUAAAUUGUUCUCAGUUAUACCGUCGGAAAGCCGGAAGAGGCCAGGUCUUGCACUGGCCAGGAAUUGCUUGUAUUUUACCGGUGAAUUAAGAGCAGAACGCUCGAUGGAUGCUAGAAAGGAAGUGUAG